Molecule: messenger RNA, 576 nt
Organism: Diversispora eburnea
Lineage: Eukaryota; Fungi; Glomeromycota; Glomeromycetes; Diversisporales; Diversisporaceae
Source: the annotation of a GenBank genome assembly
AUGUCGGAAAGUUAUGAUAUUGACAUAAAUACUGGUGACGAUGAAGAUGAUACUAUGAUUGUAGACGAAGACACGAGACCUUUAGCAGUUAAGCGUAAAGGUCGUGGUUUUAGAAGUGAUUCAAAAGAAUCCAGGGAUGGAGUUAGAUCAGGCGAAAAAUAUGAUCAAUUUGAAUCUAUUACCGAAGAGGAUGCAGCCGCAGGACGCGCCCAAAGAUGUAAAUAUUCAUUUGUAUAUACCAAAUUAGAAUUAUUGGCUGUUGAAGGAUGGAUAGUUUUGGUAGUGGGACUUCAUGAAGAAUCUACGGAGGAUGAAAUAACUGAUAAAUUUGCAGAUUUUGGUGAAAUAAAGAAUUUACACUUGAAUUUGGAUCGAAGAACAGGUUUCGUUAAGGUCGAAGCUAAAAAUGCCAUUGAAAACGUAAAUGGUACAAAACUCCUUGGUUCAACAUUACAUUGUGAUUUUGCUUUCAUAAGAGCACCUGCAGCGCCUUCGGUAACAGAUCGAGAACGUGCACCUAGAAAUAGGUUGGGUAGACGACGUGGAAGAUCAUUAAGUCCAGCGAGGAGAUAUUAA